AAGCACCCUUCCACCAUUGAGACAUCUUCUAGGGCGGUGCCCUGGUGAAGUCGUGUUGCUGUCUUGGGAUUAUACACCAGCAUCCGCCCGCCUUUUCGUUGGUUUCUUCUCAAAUAUACAGAGCCCGGAGAGCCAAGUGGAUUUGGGGUUUCUUAAAACAACAAGCCAGCGAGAAACUGCUUUUUGGAAAGCUGUGGGUCAGCCAUAAAAAGCUUGCCUCUUUUGAAAAGCGGGUCCUGUGCCUUACACAGGAGGGUUCGAGGCCUAGCCUUUAAGGACCAGGGUCGCUUCUGUUUACAGCUGCUUCUGGGGUCUCUCCGGAAGCUGCCCUCCUCUGGGCCAGAGUCAUGCCCUCCCGAAGCGACUCCAGCUACUCGCUGACGGCCCGCACCACGUCCCGCAGCUUCACGCACCUCCGUGCCCGGCGGGCCUGGCUUCAGAUCAUCCUCCUCCUCGGCUUCGUUCAGAUGAUCCUAGGCGUCCUGAUCGUGACGUUGAGCCUGCUGGUAACCACCAACAUGCCCUCGCAGAGCCACAUCCGGAACGCGUGUCCCAUCUGGGCUGGUUUUCCGUUGGCAUUCUCCGGAGUGGUUGGCAUCAUCUCCUGGAGGCGCCCAUUCACCCCGGUGAUUACCUUCUUCACGCUCCUCUCAGUGCUCGGAGUCAUGCUUACCCUGGCUGGCUCCAUCCUCUCCUGCCAAAAUGCCCAGCAGCAGGUGAAGUCCCUGGAGGCUUGCGAGCCGGUAAGACAACGGGACCGUUAUGCGGUCUGGAAGGAGCAGGGGAUACGGAGCCUGGACUUCCAGCAGGGCACCUCCCCAUCUCAGCUGUGCCCUUGCUGCCAGCUUGGAAGCUGCGGAAGUAACGCAGAACUGGAUCCAAAUUGCUCCAAAGUCCGCCUGGUCCUCAAGGACCUCCUCUUCAGUGUGUGUGGCUUGACUGUUUUCGCCAUCGUGGUGUGCACCCUCUCUGCCAUUAUGUGUUGCAUCCAAAUCUUCUCUUUCGACAUCCUCUAUGCGCUGUCCCCUCCACGUUCCAGCUCUGUGACCCUGGAUUGCACUUCUCCCCCGGACACAUUCUUGCAGCAUAUGUUGGACCUGGAAGAGUUUGUUCCCCCAGUGCCCCCACCUCCCUAUUACCCUCCAGAGUACACCUGCAGUUCAGAGACAGAUGCCCAAAGCAUAACCUACAAUGGCUCAAUGGACAGCCCCGUUCCUCUCUACCCCACCGACUUCCCUCCCAGUUACGAGGCCGUCAUGGGACUCCAUGGAGACAGCCAGGUGACUCUGUUUGACUCGCAGUUUACAGAUACCUCACACGGUCCUUGUUCCUGCAACCGGGUCCCAUCUGUUGUGCUCAGUGGUGAAGCGGUUUCCAUGGACAGCGGCUCCCUGAUUAUGUCGGAGAUUGUGGACAUUCCCGGCGACAGCAGCCCAUCCGAGGACUCCUGCCUGCUUGAUGCCAGCGGGUCGGCCUGCUCGGUGGAUUACGUCUUGUUCCGCUCCAUCCAGCGCAGCCGGGCCGACUACUGCUUGAGCGUGGACUGCGGGCAAUGCGGCCUGCACCCUCAGAGCCCCACCCUGCAGGGCCCUUUCGAGGAGACGCCCCAGGCGCGCUUGCGCGGGGAGCGCUCGCACUCCUGCUCCACGCCAGGCUCCACGGGCUACGAGGGCUUGCGGGAGGCGGGCAAUGCCCAUACGCACAGCUGCCAGCGCCUGGAGAGCUUAGGCCAAAGCGCCGGGCCUUGCUUCCCCGAGGUGCGUGUCAAGCCCAAGGCCUCGCUGCCGGGACGCAAAGGCGCCGGGCGGCAGCGCCGGAGCAGCGAGGCCUCGUACCGCCUGCCUUCUGUCCAGGGUCCUCUGCUGAGGUCUCACAGCGAUCCUGGCAUUGUCACGGCCUGCGAGAAUGAAGCGGACUUCCAGGAGGUAUUCUGCGCCAAGGCGUCGGAGGAGGAUGGGCCCAACUCCUCAGCAGAUACAGGGCCGUGCUCGGAAGCUUGCCUUUUGCACCCGUCGCUCUGCGAGCUGCCCCUGCGGGCUCGCUUGGCAGGGAAGGCCAAGAUGGAGCUUCCACGGAAGGCGCCGCUGCAGCACCUGUCCAAGACUGGCACACGCUCCCUGGGGGACCUGAAGGUGUGCCGUGGGACGCGUGGGAUCGUGGCCCGUUUCCUGCACAGGUCCAAGCGCAACCUGGCCUUGGCGGGAGCAGAAAUGGCAGGGCGCAGCAGCACUCCGGGGCGCAAGCAGGUGCCCAGGCAGAGGCUGGAGCGGAGCUCUCCGGAGGGGAUUCACCUGCAGAGCUGUGGGGACCUGAGCUCUACCUCGCCCUUGCGGCGCUUGCUCUCCGGCCGACGGCUGGAGCGAAGGCGGCCUCACAGCCUUAGCGGACUCGUCCGAGAGAGUAACCUGUAAGAGGCCGUUC
Molecule: messenger RNA, 2421 nt
Organism: Lacerta agilis (Sand lizard)
Lineage: Eukaryota; Metazoa; Chordata; Lepidosauria; Squamata; Lacertidae
Gene: ENTREP3
Product: family with sequence similarity 189 member B
Exons: 12
Coding region: 348-2411 (687 amino acids)
Cellular component (GO): membrane
Source: RefSeq, a predicted model, not a curated record